Molossus molossus (Pallas's mastiff bat) is the source of this 477-nucleotide messenger RNA. It is a transcript of the gene ATP5MG, whose product is annotated as ATP synthase membrane subunit g. Bases 62 to 373 code for a protein of 103 amino acids. The record is from RefSeq and is a predicted model, not a curated record. Gene Ontology annotation, molecular function: proton transmembrane transporter activity. NCBI's taxonomy places the organism in Eukaryota, Metazoa, Chordata, Mammalia, Chiroptera, Molossidae. Gene Ontology annotation, biological process: proton motive force-driven ATP synthesis. The transcript is spliced from 3 exons.
GCGUCCCGACGAGGGGUGACAUUCAGCCGGCCGUGGGGCGCAGAGUGUCCGUCCCGGAGCCAUGGCCCAGUUCGUGCGGAACCUCGCGGAGAAGGCCCCCGCGCUGGUCAACGCUGCUGUGACUUACUCGAAACCGCGACUGGCCACAUUCUGGCACUAUGCCAAGGUGGAGCUGAUUCCACCCACCCCAGCUGAGAUCCCUGCAGCUGUCCAGGGCUUGAAGAAGAUAGUCAGUAGUGCCCAGACUGGCAGCUUCAAGCAGCUCACAGUGAAGCAAGCUCUGCUGAACGGUCUGGUGGCCACUGAGGUGUGGAUGUGGUUUUAUAUCGGCGAGAUCAUAGGCAAGCGUGGCAUCAUUGGCUAUAACGUCUGAAGACCGGUCUUUAACAUCUGCUCCUUUUUGGUGUAUUAUUUGAAUGUUCUUGGACCAUGAAAGAUCAGAGGGUAUUUGAAUAAAAAAAGAUAUGUCGAAAUCAA